GCAUUGUUCUCUCCCCACAGCAAGAAGGGCUGGCUGCCCAGUUCAGCCACAUGAGUGUGGUGCGCCAGGCGUCCAGCGACGUCACUAACGGCGGCCCCCACCCUGCCAUGUACCCCUCGGGCCCUGUGGUGCUCCAGGCCCCCCUGCAGCACCAGCAGACUGGCUACAUGGUGGCCCCUCCAGGGCCCCCUGUGGUGGGGCCAACCCAGGCCUACCCCGGCCCUGCCCACCCUAUGAGCCAGCCGGUCAUGCAGCAGCAGCAGGGCUACAUGCCACAGCAGAUGCACACAUGUUACUGUGCUCAGCCCAGGACCCCCACUCCCCACUGCAGCCAGCACUAUCGCCCUGUCAGCCCCGUGCACUACACCAGCCCCCAGACCCAACCUCUUCCCCAGCAGCCAGGUUACCACGCUGUGAUGCCAAAUCAGCCCCAAGGCCCUCAGCAUCAGAACCUGGUGAACAACCAGCAGCACAGCAAUCUGGGAAAUCACAUGACGGCCUUCAUGGUCCAGUACCCUUCAAUGCCUUCUUAUCAGGUAUCAAUGCCCCAGGGGUCUCAGAACAUGCCUCCACAUCAGCAGGCAUGUCAACAGCCCAUGAUGAUCCAGAGCCAUCCAAGCCAAGCUCCCAUGGCCAUGUCAGGCAUGCAGGUUUACUACAGUGUCAUGCCCCCAAAUCAACACAGCACCAUGAGUCCAUCGAUGGGUUUCUUACCUCCUGCUGGGGCAGAGCAGAUGCAGUUUCCCCGGGCUUCGUCUCCGUGUGGAACCCAGCAGCUACCAGGACAGCAGUGCUCAGGUGUGCUCCCCGGUCCUCACAGUGGUGGUAUGGUGAUGAUGCAGCUGACCCUGCCCCCUAACCACCAGCCCAGAGCCCACUCCCCUCCACAGUGGAAACACAACAGAUACUACAGUCUGGAUCACACACGCAGCCAGAGGUCCUCAGAACAACUAAACAACUCGCAGAACACUCCCCAGCUGGGCGGCCCCAGCACGCCUCCAGCCCAGCCCCAAGCCCCAACCCACCAACUCACCUCCAUAAAGAACCUCCGCUCGGCCGGCCUCACCCCCAUCCCCAUAAUGGCCCAGUUCCCCAGACCCUUCGGACCAGGGCAGGCAGUGGACGGUAGAUACCCAUUGCUGGGUCAACCCCUCCAGUACAACCCUGCCAUCAGGCCUCCGCUGAUCCAUGGCACACACCACAUGAUCCCCAACCACCACCACGGCCCAAUGGGAAUCCGGCAUCAUGGGGGGCGAGGGAGGAGACCACCACCUAGGAAGUCAUUAUCAUCAGAUCUUAGUGUAGGUGACCCAGGUAAUAGAGAGGAGA
Molecule: messenger RNA, 1329 nt
Organism: Oncorhynchus nerka (sockeye salmon)
Lineage: Eukaryota; Metazoa; Chordata; Actinopteri; Salmoniformes; Salmonidae
Product: R3H domain-containing protein 1-like
Exons: 8
Source: RefSeq, a predicted model, not a curated record